This is a messenger RNA of Budorcas taxicolor (takin), 3614 nucleotides long. RefSeq names its product mitogen-activated protein kinase kinase kinase 3 (gene MAP3K3). Gene Ontology annotation, molecular function: ATP binding; protein kinase activity; protein binding. The record is from RefSeq and is a predicted model, not a curated record. Bases 95 to 1975 code for a protein of 626 amino acids. Gene Ontology annotation, biological process: protein phosphorylation. NCBI's taxonomy places the organism in Eukaryota, Metazoa, Chordata, Mammalia, Artiodactyla, Bovidae. The transcript is spliced from 16 exons.
CCCGCUGCCGUCCCCGCCGCCCGCGCCCCCGGCAUGCAGCUCCGGCUGCGGAGGUGACACUCGGGCCCGAGCCGCCGCCGCCGCCGUCGCCACCAUGGAUGAGCAGGAGGCAUUGAACUCAAUCAUGAAGGACCUGGUGGCCCUCCAGAUGAGCCGACGUCCCCGGGUGCCUGGAUAUGAGACCAUGAAGAGCAAAGACACGGGUCACCCAAAUAGGCAGAGUGACGUCAGAAUCAAGUUUGAGCACAACGGGGAGAGGCGAAUUAUAGCAUUCAGCCGGCCUGUGAGAUACGAAGAUGUGGAGCACAAGGUGACGGCAGUGUUUGGGCAGCCCCUGGACCUACAUUACAUGAACAAUGAGCUCUCCAUCCUGCUGAAGAAUCAAGAUGAUCUUGACAAAGCAAUUGACAUUUUGGAUAGAAGCUCAAGCAUGAAAAGUCUUAGAAUAUUGUUGCUGUCCCAGGACAGAAACCAUACCAGUUCCUCUCCCCACUCCGGGGUGUCCAGGCAAGUGCGAAUCAAAGCUUCCCAGUCUGCGGGAGAUGUAAAUACCAUCUACCAGCCCCCUGAGUCCAGGAGCAGGCACCUCUCCGUCAGCUCCCAGAACCCCGGCCGAAGCUCGCCUCCCCCUGGCUAUGUGCCCGAGCGGCAGCAGCGCAUCGCCCGGCAGGGCUCCUACACCAGCAUCAACAGCGAGGGGGAGUUCAUACCGGAGACCAGCGAGCAGUGCAUGCUGGAUCCUCUGAGCAGUGCUGAAAACUCCUUGUCGGGAAGCUGCCAGUCCUUGGACAGGUCAGCAGACAGCCCAUCCUUCCGGAAAUCACGAAUGUCGCGAGCCCAGAGCUUCCCAGACAACAGACAGGAAUUCUCGGAUCGGGAAACUCCGCUCUAUGACAAAGGGGUCAAAGGUGGCACCUACCCCCGGCGCUACCACGUGUCCAUGCACCACAAGGACUACAACGAUGGCAGAAGAACAUUUCCCCGAAUACGGCGUCAUCAAGGCAACCUGUUCACCCUGGUGCCCUCGAGCCGCUCCCUGAGUACAAAUGGCGAGAACCUGGGCCUGGCGGUGCAGUACCUGGACCCCCGUGGGCGCCUGCGGAGCGCUGACAGCGAGAAUGCCCUCUCUGUGCAGGAGAGGAGUGUGCCCACCAAGUCUCCCAGUGCCCCCAUUAAUUGGCGCCGGGGGAAGCUCCUAGGCCAGGGUGCCUUUGGCAGGGUCUAUUUGUGCUAUGACGUGGACACCGGACGAGAACUUGCUUCCAAGCAGGUGCAGUUUGACCCAGACAGUCCUGAGACAAGCAAGGAGGUGAGUGCUCUGGAGUGCGAGAUCCAGUUGCUGAAGAACUUGCAGCAUGAGCGCAUAGUGCAGUACUAUGGCUGCCUGCGGGACCGUGCCGAGAAGACUCUGACCAUCUUCAUGGAGUACAUGCCAGGGGGUUCAGUGAAAGACCAGCUGAAGGCCUACGGCGCUCUGACAGAGAGCGUGACCCGGAAGUACACCCGGCAGAUACUGGAAGGCAUGUCCUACCUACACAGCAACAUGAUUGUUCACCGGGACAUCAAGGGAGCCAACAUCCUGCGAGACUCUGCUGGGAAUGUGAAGCUGGGGGACUUUGGGGCCAGCAAGCGCCUGCAAACCAUCUGCAUGUCCGGCACGGGCAUGCGCUCAGUCACUGGCACUCCCUACUGGAUGAGCCCCGAGGUGAUCAGUGGUGAGGGCUACGGAAGGAAGGCAGACGUGUGGAGCCUGGGCUGCACAGUGGUGGAGAUGCUGACAGAGAAACCACCUUGGGCAGAGUAUGAAGCCAUGGCUGCCAUUUUCAAGAUCGCCACCCAGCCCACCAACCCUCAGCUGCCCUCCCACAUCUCUGAGCACGGCCGGGACUUCCUGAGGCGCAUUUUUGUGGAGGCCCGCCAGAGACCUUCGGCCGAGGAGCUGCUCACACACCACUUUGCACAGCUCGUGUACUGAGCUCUCAAGGCCACACUGCUGCUGGCCGCCCCUUCUGCAUGGGCAAGGGGCUGCUGGGGGCUCAGCAAAGUUGCUGCUUCUCCCAGGCAGGGCCACGGACCACGGAGCUGAGUCCAGCCAGCGUUGUCUGUGCCGUUUUGCUGCUGGGGCCCGGGGCCAGGGAGGGUGGCUGCAGCCUCACGGACUGGGAGCCCCCAGCCUGCCAGACCCGAAGCGCCAGCGUCCUCAGCUCAGCCUGGAGGGGGGAAGGAGCUGGAACAGUGUGCGAGGCAUCCAGGGCCCCACCCUUGGGGCUGUGUCUUGACAUGGCCAUCAGCACCAGACCCCAGAGAGUCUGGGGCACAGGAUGGACACAAGGGUCUGAAUAGUGUUACUUUCUUUCAGAGUGUUACUUUGUUUCUCCUCCCCAUGUCUGGAGACCACCAGGGCAUCUCUGGGCUGGAUGAGCCCACCCAAGCCUGAGGUAAAGCCCAGUACCCCACAGCCAAUGGAGAGCAGAGGCCGGGGCGGCCCUCUCCCUGGAGCCCCAGGCCAGCUUUGCCAGCCCCUGUCCUUUACCAAAGAUGAAUGAAGCAACUGUUAUGCUGCCUUAUUCAGGGAAGGAGGAGCCUGUCCUGCCUGCCCCCAUGACCCUGCCCCCCCCCCCCCCACCCUCAAGCAGGGGCCUGAGAUGUGGAACUACCCCCCCCGAGGGGAGACCCGGUUUUGUCAAUGCAAUUGUCUGUGUUUUACAAGUUGGAGUCACUCUUACGCUGUACCCAGUUUCUAAACUGGAGACUUCGUGUGCCCUCUGGGCUCUGAGUGCCCCUGCUGUGGGCUGGGGCCUUGGGCCAGCUUGGAAAGAGCUGAGGGUCAUCGCCCCAGGCCUUGUGCUCCUGGCUGGCACCUGUUCCCCCACCGGAGCAGAGAAGACGACAGACAAUACGGUGAGGGCAUCUGAGCCGGCUGGCUACCCUGAGCGGAGCGCUCCACAGGCCGGGGAGUUGUAUCAGGCUGUCUGCGGGUUGUGACCUGCUAGCCCAGGGCUCUGCCUGGUAGAAGGGAAAGCCUGUGUGAUGCCACCACCUGUGUCUGGAACCUCCAGCUCUGCUCCUCCGUGGCCAGCCUCGCCCAUCCCCACGAGGUCUCAGCCCCUUUCCCUUCUCGCUCCCCUGGGGGAGGAAUGGCAGCAGGGGUCAGGGAGCCAGUAUCUUCAAGCAGCUUAGAGUUGGCCUUAUUUACCUCAGCCUGGGCGCUGGUCCUUUCUUCCGGCCCCUCCCCUCCAAAAUGUGCCUAUUGCUAGAGCUCCUCCCUCUCAACACCCAGUUUCCUUGGGAGUUGUUGUUAAAAGAGGGAAAAAAAAAAAGCCAGUGCCCAGGGAUGGGUGUCUCCAAGGAGCUGGGGAUUUGUGCCAGGCAGCUCAUUGCCAGCCAUGCCCACUCCCCCACGGGCACCAGAACAAGCCAAAGCCUUCGUUGUAUGUUGACGAUGCACUUUUAUGAAUGUAGUUUCUAUCGCUGUUUUUAGCCUUUUCACAUCAUGUAAUGUGAGGCUUUGUACUUGUUAAUUUAUAUCUCAGAUCAUAUUUGAUGGUUUUUAUAUAUAUCAAUUCUAGACUGUUACAGGUGGACGCCUCGAGAGAGAAGAGCAAACGAAAGCA